UCCAAGGAUACGUAAACCAUAGCAACUGUUAAUACUAACAUAGUUACUGUUUUUGUGGGUUGUCCUAUUUCUAAAAGUAAUAUAAUAAUAAUUCUAUAAGUGAAUCCACAUUUAUUUAACAUAAUAAUCACAACGUUGAAUUAAACAACUACGUUUAUCUCAGUAUUAAAUCAUACUUUUAUGUAUAAUGAAAAAGGUAUUGGAUAACUAUACGUUCGGUAUAUGUAUUAUACUCAAAUUACAAACAUGUAUGAAUUAUUAUUUCAUUCCUGCUAUAAAAUAGAGAUGCUAUAAAUUUAUGAGAACUUGACGGGACAUUUUUAAGGAUUUCUUUUUAUGGAGUGUUCAAAAUUGUAGAUAAUAUGACAAAUGAGAUAAAAAAAUAUAUUUAAACAAAAGCGCGUAAAAGAAUUAGAGCACAAUGAACCGCUAUGUCGUGCUGCAGCAGCUGGGAGACGGCACUUACGGUUCCGUGGUACUGGCGCAGCGACGAGACACUGGCGAGAAGGUCGCUAUCAAGCGCAUGAAGCGUAAAUACUACUCAUGGGACGAGGCCAUGAACUUACGGGAAGUGAAAUCUUUGAAAAAAUUGAAUCAUGCUAAUAUAGUUAAGCUCCGUGAGGUGAUUCGUGAAAACGACACCUUAUACUUUGUAUUCGAGUACAUGCGAGGUAAUUUGUAUCAACUGAUACGAGACGCAGAACGGCCGUUUCCUGAACCUGUGUUGCGUAAUAUCUUAUAUCAGGUGCUUCAAGGUUUGACUCAUAUGCACCGUCAUGGAUUCUUCCAUCGCGAUCUAAAACCAGAAAAUUUACUCUGUGCUGGACCGGAAUUGGUGAAGAUUGCGGAUUUAGGUCUCGCACGAGAGGUGCGCUCGCGGCCCCCCUACACGGACUACGUAUCGACGCGCUGGUAUCGUGCUCCAGAAGUGCUCUUGCAUGACACACGCUAUGGUGCACCCAUCGAUCUGUGGGCAUUGGGCUGUAUAGCCGCCGAGCUGUAUACAUGCAGACCCCUGUUCCCGGGGAAUUCAGAGAUCGAUCAACUGCAUAAGGUGUGUGCAGUGCUGGGCACGCCUGACCGCGACGAGUGGCCCGAGGGCUACGCAUUGGCUGAAGCGCUACGUUUCCGUUUCCCGGUGACGGCAGGCGUACCUCUGGCUCGCGUAGUACCAAGUGCCUCGCCACCAGCACUCGCGCUAUUAGCGGCACUCCUGAGAUACCCUCCAAGAGAUCGACCAACAGCACCGCAAGCACUAAGGUUUCCAUAUUUUGCUGUGGGAGCUGCUCUCGUCUUACCACCACCUGCGUCACGAGCUAGAAGAAGCGGUCGCGACCGAGAAGAGUCAGAUAAUGCUCCUCUGGUUGCUCCUGUGUCAUCGUUCGUCACGCCGCUCCCCGCUGCCCCUGCUGCACCUCCUGCAAUUGUCGCGCAACCACUUCACGAUCGCUUUGCAGAUAUUUUGGGAGGAGAGGUUACGCACGAAUUGGGCGUGCGCACUGAACCACUACGGCAGGUAACAGCGGCAGGCGGCGGUCGCAGCGUUUUAGCUGCGCUGCAGGCGGGCGGUGGCGGCCGCGCUGGGACGCGGGUUGCUGGCGCGCCGCCACCCGCAGCAGCCGCCUACCUCGGCGCAGCACGCUAUGUAGCGGGCGCCCGUAUCGACACUUCACUAUUUCAUCCGCUCCCACUGCGAGCACACCACGAAGCGACCACAGUUGGAAGCGGAGCAUCACGAGUGGACUGGGCAGCAAAGUAUCUUCGAUGAAUUGACAAAUCAGUUGAAAUCGCAAGAUUAAGUAAUAGCAUCAUACGAUACUAAUAACUCGAUGCUAUCUUAUAUCUCAUUUUAUGAAAAUAAUAAAUGGAAAUUUAUUUUUUGAAACGUAUACUUUUUGUGGAGUGAGGGGAGGCUUUUGCCUAGCAGGUGGGACAUGUUAUAACUGUUAAAAAAAUACUGUUAUGUAAAUUUCACGUAAUUUAACUUUAUACGAAACCGGUGAAAGCGUCAGUGUCAGGUUCGCAUAGCAAAUAAAUUGAGAUUUGGGUUUCAGUUUCUUUUCUUGGUUCAGUGCGUGCUGCGCGGCCCCAAAAUAAGGAUGCGUUUUGCUAGAAAUAUUAUGCCUGCUAAAAUGGGUUUUAGUGGAGGUGGGGUGUGGGUAGGUACUUCUACCCUUACGUGAAUGCAUAAUUAUCAACAUAGGUACUUUAAUUAUUUUUAAUUUUACAAGUCUGUAAUACUAUUGACAUUAGUUUUAAAAGCUAAGCCACCGUACAGUUAAGCAGAACAGGCAAUGGACCAUAAAAAAUUGUAAUGUUUUCCGAAAUGUUAAAGUAUGGAAAUUAUUUCAGCUUCUCAAGGCACAAUGACAUUACUGUCAUGACCAAUGCGCAAUGGCCGCAUUUUUGAUGAAAUAUAAAAAAAAAUAUUAUAGUUUAUGAUGUUUUAUUGAUAAAAUAUAUUAUUAUGAUCUGAUAACUAUACUUUUGUUAUGUAAACUUUCUGGUCUUAUCCUGAUCAAAGAUACACAAGAUCCAGUAUUUUAGUUUGCCUGAUUCACAAAGCAAUACCUAAUAAUAGUAUGUGAUGUAGAAAUCACAAUUAAGAAAAAAAAAAUGGAUAAAAUCAUAA
This is a messenger RNA of Plodia interpunctella (Indianmeal moth), 2632 nucleotides long. Its product is annotated as serine/threonine-protein kinase ICK-like. NCBI's taxonomy places the organism in Eukaryota, Metazoa, Arthropoda, Insecta, Lepidoptera, Pyralidae. The record is from RefSeq and is a predicted model, not a curated record. Gene Ontology annotation, molecular function: protein serine/threonine kinase activity; ATP binding. The transcript has 5 exons. Gene Ontology annotation, biological process: intraciliary transport; cilium assembly; protein phosphorylation. Bases 422 to 1768 code for a protein of 448 amino acids. Gene Ontology annotation, cellular component: cilium; nucleus; cytoplasm.